UUUCCCAAUCCACAUUGUGCGCUAGGCUGAGCUCAUACCAUUCAUCGUCUUCUAUGGAGACAACCAUAUCGCUCUUACACCAUGCUCCAGCCCACGCUCUGCUCAAACCCUCGCGUCUACUCCACUCUACAAUUUCUCAGAGAGUUCUCUGUGUGUGCAGGGUUAGAAUGUCCGCCGCAACGCCGCCGCCUCUUCCGGACAAUCGCGUUGUUUUAGGUUGCGGAGCUGUGUCCGUGGACUUUUUGGCGGCUGUAGCUUCUUAUCCGAAUCCUGACGAUAAAAUCAGAAGCACUAGUUCUAAGGUACAAGGAGGUGGGAACACAGGGAAUGCAUUAACCUGUGCUGCUCGAUUGAGUCUUAAGCCUAAAAUUAUAUCUAAGGUUGCCAACGAUCCUCAGGGUAAAGCAAUACUGGAUGAGCUAGAGGCUGAUGGUGUUGAUUCAUCAUUUAUUCUGGUCUCUGAAGGGGGCAACUCACCCUUUACCUAUGUCAUUGUUGACGAGCAGACGAAAACUAGAACUUGUAUUCAUACUCCAGGAUAUCCACCCUUGACACCAGAUGAGCUAACAGAACCCAAUUUGUUGGCAGCUUUGGAUGGAGCAUGUCUAGUGUAUUUUGAUGGGAGACUGCAUGAGACUGCUCUAGUUGUAGCUCAGGAGGCAUCUCGCAGAGGAAUUCCUAUUUUGAUUGAUGCCGAAAGAAAGAGAGAAGGGUUGGAUGAUCUUUUGAAUUUGUCAACCUAUGUCGUAUGUUCGGCAAAAUUUCCACAGGCAUGGACAGGUGCUCCAUCUGUCCCAAGCUCACUCCUUUCCAUACUUCUAAAGUUGCCAAAUAUCAAAUUUGUUGUGGUCACAUUAGGCGAGGAUGGUUGCAUGAUGAUGGAGAGGUCAAGUGAAAAUACUCUAGCUGAGGAAGUUGAUGUGGAUGAUUUAUUCACAAAACUCAAACAAGAGAAGGACAGCGAUGCAAUCCUGCCUACAGUUGUAUCAUCGAGUUCCAUGAAACUGCAUGCAAAGGGCAUCGGAACCAUUGUUGGGAGGUUACUUUUAGGAACGGCCGAGAAGAUUCCACCAUCAGAACUCGUCGACACCACCGGCGCUGGCGACGCAUUCAUUGGAGCUAUUCUUUACGCACUCUGUGCCAACAUGCCUCCCGAAAAAAUGCUGCCUUUCGCUGCUCAAGUGGCUGCUAUUGGCUGCCGAGGUUUAGGUGCCCGAACAGGUCUCCCACGCAGCACAGAUCCUCGCCUGGUUUCUUUUUUAAACUAGAAAUCCCAAGCGAGGCCGGAUAUAGUGUAUAUCCGUUGGCUGGCCUGAAAAUGGCUCGCGGUCAUGGUCGUCGACUUGGGCUGGUUGUCAUGGUGUUUCUUACAGGAUUUUUCUGGGCUGAUAUCUUGCUAUACCUCCUGGAACACUUGCCUUGAUCUUAUUAUCAUUACUAGUUUUUAUCCAAACAAGAUUGGUGAUUUGAAACUCCUAAAAGAUUGUGGUUAUUUUUAGUGAGGUAUAAAUGUUACGUAUAAUAGUAUUUGUAAUAAAAACAUGAAGUAGAUAUUUAAAUAUAAAUAUUAUAAUAAAAUUAAAUAUGUAAGCAAGAUAGUCAACCAAAAGUGACAGUUACAAGCCCAGUUGGGGGCAUUUAUAGCA
Molecule: messenger RNA, 1646 nt
Organism: Andrographis paniculata
Lineage: Eukaryota; Viridiplantae; Streptophyta; Magnoliopsida; Lamiales; Acanthaceae
Product: ribokinase
Exons: 13
Coding region: 54-1268 (404 amino acids)
Molecular function (GO): kinase activity
Source: RefSeq, a predicted model, not a curated record